UGUUACUGCUGCAUUUUGAUAUGGUACGGUCCAUACAAUCUCCUGAUCACCAGAUCGACUCCUUAUUUAUCUUAAUUUCAGCCAUCCGUCCCGUAUAUCAAUGUGAUUCCCUCUACCGACCUGACUCGUCACUCUAUACCGAAUCAUCUUCCUAACUACCACCUCCAUACAGCCGCCAUGCCUCGAGCACCGCCCCCGAUUAUGGUGGUCGUCUCUGCCUUUGCCCUCUUCGUCUGGUACGUUGUAUGGACGAGUGACCACCCCCGGCCCAUGACUGCUCUAUCGCACGCCGAUCAAUUUAAACCUUUGUUCAAGACCAACGCCGAGGACAUCCCCGUUGCCAGUCCGAAAGUGGUUGCCGGGGAGCCAGUGAUGGGAAAGUUAGGAAAUGAAACACUGAAAGCAGAGCUGGGACGGGCGGCAUGGAAGGUUCUCCAUACCACGAUGGCGAGGUUCCCCGACAAACCCAGCAAGGAGGAAAGUGACGCUCUCAAAGAUUACAUCUAUCUAUUCGCCCGGCUCUAUCCAUGCGGAGAGUGCGCCGAGCACUUUCAACAGAUCCUCAAGAAAUACCCGCCUCAAACAUCGUCGCGAUCUAGUGCCGCGGCAUGGGCGUGCUUCGUGCAUAAUCUGGUCAAUGAGAGAAAAGGAAAGCCCAUAUUCGACUGCGCCAACAUUGGAGACUUUUAUGAUUGCGGCUGUGCCGAUGACGAGAAGGAAGCCAUGAAGGCGGCGGGAGCACAAAGCAGCAGCAUUGCCCAAGGCAAGCCUCUGAAGCACGAACCCGUUGAAAUCGAGGUGGAAGGAGAAACCAGAGGAGGGUGAGGAAGAUGAUGCUUUUCUUUAUUUCACGCUUCCCUCGAUGAUAUAUACACAGCUCCCUCGGCUCCCCUUGCCAAAAAGUCACCAUUGCCCUCCAAAAUUCCUGUUCCGGUAACAGGACUCACAGCCGGGAAUCACACCUAUUUCCUGGUAGCGUGCCGUGGUUGCGAUGAUCCCGGCUCUCGAUCCGAACUGCUUCAUAUGCUCCGGCGCGAGUUUCUUUGGCACAACAGUCCGCCAGUCUCCUCAUGGCUAGUCUCUGAAUCAUCAUUUCGCGUAACCUCCGCGAACGGCGCGAGGGAGGCUCUGGUGGUGUAAUUCCUUGCUCUGCUGGUCUUAUGGGCUGCUCGGCCGAUGGCUCGAUUGGUAAAGGUAAUGUGGAUACUGCGGCACCACCAUCAUUGCUGGCGAAAGGGUUUAGAGUGCGAAAUCCGACGUCGACGAAGCAUCUGCUAGGGAUAUACCAAGUGUCGUCAAAGGCGAAUGGUUGCUCUGCUCCUGCGGUACACGUGGCCGGCCAUCCCUGGUUGGCGCACUUUUUGCACGGCUGUCUCAGAUAUACAUUGUAAUCAUGGACGACACAUCCCCUUACGUCGGGGUCUGCACAGACAGUGUUGCGAAACCGGUGUGUUGCUGGAUGGCAGCACAGAAAGAAAUAUCGCCUGGUUGUGCACAUUGCUCCUUGGGCAACAGCCGCGAAGGAUUGGAUUCGAAUGAUCAAAAAGAGGCGAGGCUCUCUGGUAUGUCUGGGAGAGAUCUAUAAAAGGGUGCAAAGGCAGCGCAAUCGAGGAGGUAUGCCUACCUCGGCACUCGAUUAUGCAAAUCUAUCGAGUUUCGUUGGUUGCUUCUUCACCACUGUAUGUGUGAAUGGAUGGAGGCUUGAGUGCUGUCACGAUUGAUGUUUCAUUGAAGCUCAGAUCUGAUGUGCAAAGCCAAAUGGCCAUCUUGAAAAGAUUUUCUCGUUCAUUCAAGUAAAUCGAAUUGACUGAGAGUCACUUUUGUCACAGCCCAUAUUUAGCAGUCGACAAUGAGAUUGGCAUCACCCUUUGUUCCAUCUCCAUCACUUGUUCUCAGAUUGCAGUCUAUGGAACAACUCCCUCAUGGGCAUGUCGAUGAACGAACAAAGGCGGAAGAAUAGGGAAGCGAACAAAGCCAGUUUCGGCGUAAGCUUCUGGUGGUUGCUUUCGAGGGGCUUUUACUAUGGCAGACAGACUGUCUUGUUCUGGACCUGCAGGGUAUAGCUACGAUUUUGUUUCUCGACCGGGAAGGUUGCCUAUACUAAAACGCGGUAUCAAUGCGCUGUACCAAGCGAUGGGCGACUGGUAGGAGUAGUACUUUGUAUUUGCAGGUACCCAGGUCAGCUCGUCGUUCUACAUGUGUAUCUGUAUCCAUUCCUUCCAACUGAUCAUGUCGUCUGGAGUGUGGGUCCGGGGCAUGUAGUUGGAAAUGCAGUAUAACCAGAUAGUCAAUGUACGCCAAUCAAGAGGACAGCUCCCAACCUCGAAAGUUGUCGUCAAUAUCUUUUGAUGAUCCCGG
Messenger RNA from Exophiala dermatitidis NIH/UT8656, 2358 nucleotides. RefSeq lists its product as uncharacterized. The record is from RefSeq and is a predicted model, not a curated record. Gene Ontology annotation, cellular component: mitochondrion. Gene Ontology annotation, molecular function: flavin-dependent sulfhydryl oxidase activity; flavin adenine dinucleotide binding. The transcript has a single exon. Bases 178 to 825 code for a protein of 215 amino acids. NCBI's taxonomy places the organism in Eukaryota, Fungi, Ascomycota, Eurotiomycetes, Chaetothyriales, Herpotrichiellaceae.